AGCCCCUAAGUGAUACGGCACUUUCAUCCCUUCCUAGCACGGCUGAGGAGGGGCCGAGCUCCCGCCCUGUCCGUCAGGCCAGCAAUGCGGUGAUGCUUCCGGGGAAAGGGAAGGGCCCCGGUAGGACAGGACCCGGCUGGCUAAGCUGAAGGUUAUCCUGAGGAUAUAUAGACUUAGAGAAGGCUCUAAACCAUGGAUAGUGUCUGUGCAGCAAAUACCACUUUUGCACUCGACCUUUUAAGAAAGCUGUGUGAGAACAAAAGCAAGCAGAAUGUAUUCUUUUCUCCCUUUAGUAUUUCUUCUGCUUUGUCCAUGAUUUUGCUGGGUUCAAAAGGUAACACCAAAGCCCAGAUAGCAAAGGUGCUUUCUCUGAAGAAAGCUGAAGAUGCUCACAAUGAGUAUCCAUCACUUCUCUCUGAAAUUAAUGCUCAAAAUACCCAAUAUAUACUGAGGACUGCUAACCGCCUUUAUGGAGAAAAGACAUUUGAGUUUCUUUCUUCAUUUAUAGAGUCGAGUCAGAAGAUCUACCAGGCCGGACUAGAACAGACUGACUUCAUCAAUGCUCCAGAGGAUUCCAGAAAACAAAUCAAUGGCUGGGUAGAGGAAAGAACUGAAGGUAAAAUUCAGAAUCUGUUGGUGGAGGGGAUUAUCAAUUCUCUGACCAGACUUGUGUUGGUGAAUGCCAUCUAUUUCAAGGGCAAGUGGGAAAACCACUUUGACAAAGAGAGAACAACAGAAAGGCCUUUUAAAAUCAACAAGAAAGAGACCAAACCUGUGCAGAUGAUGUUCAAGAAGGAUAAAUUCAACAUGACCUAUAUUGGGGACUUCCAGACAAAAAUCCUUGAGCUCCCUUAUGUUGGUAAUGAACUCAGCAUGAUCAUCUUGCUCCCUGAUGCAAUCCAGGAUGAUUCCACGGGCUUGGAAAGUCUGCAAAGAGAACUGACGUAUGACAAGCUGAUGGAUUGGAUCAAUCCUGAAAUGAUGGACCUUACAGAGGUGAAGGUGUCUUUACCCAGAUUUAAACUAGAAGAAAACUAUGAUUUGAAACCCCUCCUGAGCAGCAUGGGAAUGCCUGAUGCUUUUGACUCUCAGAAGGCUGACUUCUCAGGAAUGUCAGCUGGCAAUGAGCUGUGGCUCUCUGAAGUAGUUCACAAGUCCUUUGUGGAAGUCAAUGAAGAAGGCACUGAAGCAGCAGCUGCCACAGCAGCAGUGAUGAUGUUGAGCUGUGCAAUGUUUGUUCCAGAGUUCACUGCUGAUCAUCCCUUCCUCUUCUUCAUCCGGCACAACAAAACUUCCAGCAUUGUGUUCUGUGGCAGGUACUGCUCUCCCUGAAGAGGAGAUGUUUGGCAGUAGAGCUGCCAACGUAGCAACAUUGAUUUUCUUUAGAAUAGGGCUACUCUUUUUGCACUGUCUCUCUUAACUGUGCCUGAGUCCACUUCUGUGGUCUUCAUCCAGGGCUUGAAUAAAAUAACACAGCCACUUGGACAUAGGCAGCAACUGCUGUUUACAGCAACACUCUUGCCCUGUGUGCCUCCAGUGCAGAAGCCUCAAACUUCUCGCUAACACAAGGAAUAUUAUUGGACUUCUCUUUUUGUAGCCACCAAGAAGCAGAUUGGAUUACAUCUCACUGGAAAGGAAGAAGUUAACUCUUUCCUUAUGAGGCUGGAGCACAUCUUUAGUCUCCUUCCCCCUGUUCCUUUUCCCCGCAACCUACCUUUGUCUUUUUCCCCUGACUCAUCCAUUUAAUGCCUUAAUACAUUCCUGAGAGCUGGUAGGAGUAUUUGGCAGCCUGUUCCAAGUCUUGCUAAGCGUCCUAAGUGGACAGGCUUUCUUGGAUAACUGCACAAUCACUUGGACAAUAUUGGUAAUGAAAGUAUGGCUUAGUACCAGUGACCUUAGAGGGUAUUCGAGUGGUGAUGAUUCUUUUUUUCACCACAGGACACCUGGGUUUGUUACCUGUCAUCUAGUUUAUUAGUCCUUUAACAAGGGGUGUAAUGAGAAAGCAUAUGGUGCCUAUGCAAUAUUUAAAUGAAAAUAAAGCUUUUAUUUUUUUCUAUUAUGUAUUUUUCCGAUUGAUAGCUUCUGAAGUGGUGUGGUUAAUACCAAAGACAUAGCUGAGUAGCUAUCCAAAUAAAGUGACUUGGUUUGCUGCUUCUUUACCUGAAAUAAUAAAAGAAUUCUAAAUGCUC
Molecule: messenger RNA, 2189 nt
Organism: Calypte anna (Anna's hummingbird)
Lineage: Eukaryota; Metazoa; Chordata; Aves; Apodiformes; Trochilidae
Product: serpin B6
Exons: 8
Coding region: 193-1332 (379 amino acids)
Biological process (GO): negative regulation of endopeptidase activity
Cellular component (GO): cytoplasm
Molecular function (GO): serine-type endopeptidase inhibitor activity
Source: RefSeq, a predicted model, not a curated record